Molecule: messenger RNA, 8354 nt
Organism: Pogona vitticeps (central bearded dragon)
Lineage: Eukaryota; Metazoa; Chordata; Lepidosauria; Squamata; Agamidae
Gene: MED13
Product: mediator complex subunit 13
Biological process (GO): positive regulation of transcription by RNA polymerase II
Cellular component (GO): mediator complex
Molecular function (GO): transcription coactivator activity
Source: RefSeq, a predicted model, not a curated record
CCUUUCCUUAAAAAAAACCUCUUUUUUUAAUCUCGCGGAGGUUAUUUAUUCCUUCGCCCUUAUUUGUGGGCUUUGCACACAGCAGCCCCCUUCGGUUCCUCCUCCUCUCUCUCUCUCUCCACCUUCCCCCCCCCCAAUCCUGUAGUGUUUUGUGUUUAAAAAAAAAAAAGGAAAAGCCCUUUUCCCUCUUGGUUGUGUGUGUGUGUGUGUUUCUUUUCCAUCCUCCCCUUUCGGUCUGUGUGCCUGCUUGCCUGCCUGCCUGCCUGCCUCUGAGACUCUCUCUGCCUGCCUCUCUGUCUCUCUUUUCUUUCUUGUUGGAGGCUUGUGGAAUAAUGGCGUGUGGGUUGUGGCUGUGAGGAUGAGUUCCUGCUUCGUGCCGAACGGGGCCAGCCUGGAGGAUUGCCAUUCCAACCUAUUCUGUCUGGCCGAUUUAACAGGGAUUAAAUGGAAGCGAUACGUAUGGCAGGGCCCAACAUCGGCCCCAAUUCUCUUCCCGGUGACAGAAGAAGACCCCAUCCUAAGCAGCUACAGUCGCUGCUUGAAGGCCGAUGUCUUGAGCGUAUGGCGGCGAGAUCAGAGGCCUGGGCGCAGAGAACUGUGGAUAUUCUGGUGGGGUGAUGACCCUAACUUUGCUGACCUAAUUCAUCAUGACCUGGCAGACGAAGAAGACGGUGUAUGGGAGAAUGGGCUUUCCUACGAAUGCCGCACUCUGCUAUUUAAAGCCAUUCACAACCUGGUGGAGAGAUGUCUAAUGAACCGUAACUUUGUGCGCAUCGGGAAAUGGUUUGUGAAGCCUUACGAGAAAGAUGAGAAACCCAUAAAUAAAAGCGAGCACUUGUCCUGCUCCUUCACCUUCUUCUUGCAUGGGGACAGCAACGUUUGCACCAGUGUGGAAAUCAACCAGCACCAACCUGUCUACUUUGUUAGCGAAGAACAUCUGACCUUGGCCCAGCAAUCCAACAGCCCGUUUCAAGUUAUUCUGAGCCCGUUUGGAUUAAAUGGUACGCUCACGGGACAGUCAUUCAAGCUGUCGGACUCGGCGACAAAGAAACUCAUUGGCGAAUGGAAGCAGUUCUAUCCGAUCACGUCGAACCUGAAGGAAGGACUAGAGGAAAAACAUGAGGAGAUGGAUUGGGAGGAUGAUUCUCUAGCUGCUGUGGAAGUCCUUGUUGCUGGCGUGCGAAUGGUAUACCCAGCGUGCUUUGUUCUUGUUCCUCAAACCGACAUUCCUGCUCCUAGCACUGCUGGGUCCAGUACCUGCUUGGGUGUCCAUCAAGUGCCUGCUUCUACCAGAGACCCAGCGAUGUCCUCCGUUACUCUGACUCCACCGACGUCCCCCGAAGAAGUGCAAACAGUUGAUGCUCGAUCGGCCCAAAAAUGGGUGAAGCUUUCUUCUGCUUCAGAUGCAUUCAGCAGUGACAGCACGAGCCACCACGGUGGCCGGAUCCCGCGGAAGCUGGCCAAUCAAGUGGUUGACCGAGUCUGGCAAGAAUGCAAUAUGAACAGAGCAGUAUCCAAGAGGAAGUAUUCUGCUACAUCAAAUGGCUUGUGUGAAGAGGAGACCGCUGACAAAAUAGCAUUUUGGGACUUUGUGGAAGCCACACAGAGGACAAACUGCAUUUGCUCAAGGCACAAAAAUCUCAAACCCAGACUUGGGAUUCAGCAGGGGCCGGUGCCUCCCGUGGGCCAGCCCCCGCAAGCAGCUCCAAAGCACAAGGCGAACGAGAAGCAAGAGAAAGGCGACAAGCCCCAGAAGCGUCCUCUGACUCCCUUCCACCACCGCGUGUCCAUCAGCGACGACGUGGCCAUGGAGGCCGACUCGGCCAAUCAGAGGCUGGUGAUCACGGCGUCCGACAGCCAAGUGAGGUUUUCCAACCUCCGAGCCGGCGACGUCGCCAAGACUCCUCAGAUGCACGGGGCGGAGAUGGCCAACUCCCCGCAGCCGCCCCCUCUCAGUCCUCACCCCUGCGACGUUGCCGAGGAAGGGGCCACCAAAACGCCUUCCACUCCCCAGAGCCAGCAUUUCUAUCAGAUGCCAACUCCAGAUCCUUUGGUUCCUUCCAAAGCAAUGGAAGACAGGAUAGAGGGCCUGUCCCAAACUUUUUCGGCACAGUUCCCAGAAGUCAUAGAGCCCACAAUGUACGUUGGUACAGCGGUGAACGUGGAGGAGGAGGACGCAGACUCCACGUGGAAGUACUACAGGGUCCCAAAGAACAAGGAUGUGGAUUUCUUGCCGCCUCAACUGCCCAGCGAGAAAUUUAGGGACGACCCCACAGGAUUUGCGGGGCUAGAUGCCGUUCCCUCGGCCACAGAAUUAAUGGUACAGUGUAGGAAACCUCUAAAGGUGUCUGAUGAAUUGGUGCAGCAAUACAAGAGCAAGAACCAGUAUCUAGCAGCAAUAGUCGCUGACCAGGAGCCGGAAAUGGACCCGUAUGCCUUUGUUGAUGGAGAUGAGGAGUUCCCGUUUCCUGAUAAAAAGGACCGGCAGAACAGUGAACGAGAAGUCGGGAAGAAACACAAGAGUGAAGAUGGGGCACCCAAUGUUGGGGAAGAUGCAAUGUCGCUUUUUAGCCCUUCUGUGAAACAAGGGAUAGAUGCUCAGCGCAUUCCCCCUCACAAUCGUACGGCAUCCACUAGCUUGUUCCAUGAAAAUGACCUUGUUGUCUCCUACACUGACCUUGACAAUCUCUUCAACUCUGACGAAGAUGAGCUAACGCCUGGGUCUAAAAGGAUGCUGAAUGGUGCAGAUGACCGAUCCAACUGUAAGGAGUCAAAAGCAGGAAAUCUGGACCCUUUGUCUUGCAUAAGUACAGCAGACCUUCAUAAAAUGUAUCCCACGCCACCGUCGUUGGAGCAACACAUUAUGGGAUUUUCUCCCAUGAACAUGAACAGUAAGGAAUAUGGCAGCUUGGACACCACACCAGGAGGGACCGUCCUCGAUGGGAACGGUGCUGCGGUCGGCCUCCAGUUCAGGAUUGAAGUCGAUGAAGGGUUCUGCAGCCCCAAACCCUCGGAGAUAAAGGAUUAUUCGUACGUUUAUAAGCCUGAGAACAGCCAAGCUUUUGUGGGGUGUUCUAUGUUUGCGCCCCUGAAGACUCUCCCCAGCCAGUGUCUCCCGCCCGUCAAGCUGCCCGAGGAGUGUGUCUACCGCCAGAGCUGGGCCGUUGGGAAGCUGGAGUUGCUUCCUCCAGGACCCGCUGUGCCGUUCAUCAAAGAGAGCGAUGGCAGUACCAUUGAUCAAGAGUACGGCCCUGCGUACACCCCACAGACACAUACUCCCUUUGGGAUGCCCCCCAGCAGCGCUCCGCCCAGUAAUGGUGGGCCAGGGAUCCUGCCUUCUCCUUCCACCCCUCGUUUCCCGACCCCUCGUACCCCUCGGACGCCAAGAACUCCCCGUGGCACCGGGGGCCCGGCCAGUGCCCAAGGUUCUGUCAAGUACGAGAACUCAGACUUGUAUUCGCCCGCUUCGACGCCCUCGACCUGCCGGCCGCUCAACUCUGUCGAGCCGGCCACCGUCCCUUCCAUCCCCGAAGCCCACAGCCUCUACGUCAACCUCAUUCUCUCCGAAUCCGUGAUGAAUCUCUUCAAGGAUUGCAAUUUUGACAGCUGUUGCAUCUGCGUCUGCAACAUGAACAUCAAAGGUGCUGAUGUUGGCGUUUACAUUCCCGACCCGACCCAGGAAGCUCAGUACCGGUGUACCUGUGGCUUCAGCGCGGUCAUGAACCGGAAGUUUGGCAACAGCUCUGGCUUGUUCCUGGAGGACGAGUUGGACAUCUUAGGGCGCAACACGGAGUGCGGCAAGGAGGCCGAGAAGCGCUUCGAGGCUCUCCGUGGCACUGGCACCGUCGAGCACGGCGGAGGACCGAAGGAGGCCGAGCGGUUGCCGGAGGAGCUGAUCCUCUUGCUGCAAGACCAGUGCACCAACUUGUUCUCACCCUUCGGAGCGGCCGAUCAGGACCCUCUGCCCAAAGCCAGUGCCGUCGGCAGCCUGGUGCGUGCAGAGGAAAGGGAUUGUUGCAAUGACUGCUACCUUGCGCUGGAACAUGGGCGCCAGUUCAUGGACAACAUGUCAGGAGGGAAGGUUGACGAAGCCCUUGUGAAAAGUACUUGCUUGCAUCAUUGGUCAAAACGGAACGUUGUAGACGUGAGCACGCAGUGUUCCCAGGACAUCCUCCGCAUGCUGCUGUCCCUCCAGCCUGUCCUUCAGGACGCCAUUCAGAAGAAACGAACCGUUCGCUCCUGGGGCGUGCAGGGCCCUCUCACCUGGCAGCAGUUUCACAAAAUGGCCGGCCGAGGCUCUUAUGGAACGGAUGAGUCUCCAGAACCACUGCCCAUUCCGACCUUUUUGUUGGGAUAUGAUUACGACUUCCUGGUGCUGUCCCCCUUUGCCUUACCAUACUGGGAGAGGCUGAUGUUGGAACCCUACGGGUCUCAGAGAGAUAUCGCUUACGUUGUGGUGUGUCCAGAGAACGAAGCGCUCCUGAAUGGAGCGAAGACUUUCUUCCGGGAUCUCACUGCAAUAUAUGAGUCCUGCCGGCUUGGUCAGCAUCGGCCCAUCUGUAAACUCUUGCCUGACGGCAUAAUGAGAGUCGGCUCCGCGGCGUCGAACAAGCUCUCUGACAAGUCGGUGGCGGAGUGGUUCUCUCAGGCAGCGCACGCCAACAACGAAUCCUUUUCUAGGCUCAAGCUGUACGCCCAGGUCUGCAGAUACGAUUUAGGUCCUUAUCUUGCGACCCAGCCGUUGGACAAUUCCCUGCUUUCUCAGUCGAGCCUCGUCCCCCCCGCCAGCCAUCCUGCCUCAUCCACCCAACCUCAGGUUGCAGGCAACUCCACCCCGUCGUCCACCCCGUCAUCUGGCGGCAGCAAUGCUGCUGUGAUGACCUCCGGCACCGCCAUCACUUCGGCUGCCACCACUGCCAACGUCACACUGACCACGACGGCCGCUUCAUCGUCCUCCUCUUCCUCUUCCUCCUCGGGCACGGGCGGUGGAAUGUCCUCCAGCAAACCGUCUUCGUUCCCACCUUUUGGCAGCAUGAACAGCGCUGCGUCCUCCUCCCUCGUCGCGCCGUCCGCAGCAGUCCCAAACGGGCAGGUGGGGGCGCAGCCGCAGCAGGCGGCUGGGAUGCCGGGGGAAGCUCCUCCUCCUCCCCCCACACAGCCGCAUCCGGAGGUUUCGGAGAGCACGAUGGACCGUGAUAAAGUGGGGGUCCCCACCGACGGCGAUUCGCACGCGGUCACCUACCCGCCCGCCAUCGUGGUUUACAUUGUCGACCCGUUUACGUACGAGAAGAAAGACGAAGGCAGCUCCUCCAACGUGUGGACCCUGGGUCUUCUCCGUUGCUUUCUCGAAAUGAUCCAGAGCCUCCCUCCUCACAUCAGGAACAUUGUUUCUGUUCAGCUUGUCCCUUGUCAGUACCUGUUGCAACCUGUCAAGAACGAAGACCGUCAGAUCUACACUCAGCACCUGAAGUCUCUGGCCUUCUCCGCCUUCACGCAGUGCCGAAGGCCUCUCCCGACGUCAACCAAUGUGAAAACGUUGACAGGGUUCGGCCCUGGCCUAGCCAUGGAAAUGGCCCUCAAAAGUCCUGACAGACCGGAGUGUAUCAAGCUGUACGCCCCUCCUUUCAUCUUGGCUCCUGUCAAAGAUAAACAGACAGAGCUUGGCGAAACGUUUGGAGAGGCUGGACAGAAAUACAAUGUGCUUUUUGUGGGUUAUUGCCUUUCCCACGAUCAAAAGUGGCUCCUUGCCUCCUGCACGGAUCUGUACGGAGAACUCUUGGAAACAUGCAUCAUUAACAUUGAUGUCCCAAACAGGGCCCGUCGGAAAAAGGGAUCUGCCCGCAGACUGGGCCUCCAGAAGCUGUGGGAGUGGUGCCUGGGGCUCGUUCAGAUGAGUUCCCUGCCGUGGCGGGUUGUUAUCGGACGCCUUGGAAGAAUCGGUCACGGGGAACUGAAAGACUGGAGCUGCUUGCUGAGCCGCCGGAACCUGCAGUCUCUCAGCAAAAGGCUGAAGGACAUGUGCCGCAUGUGUGGCAUCUCCGCCGCCGAUUCGCCCAGCAUCCUCAGUGCUUGCUUAGUGGCCAUGGAGCCACAGGGGUCGUUUAUCAUCAUGCCAGAUUCGGUAUCGACCGGCUCCGUGUUUGGGCGCAGCACCACUCUGAACAUGCAGACCUCUCAGCUGAACACCCCGCAGGAUACGUCCUGCACCCACAUCCUGGUGUUCCCCACCUCCGCCUCGGUGCAAGUGGCGUCAUCCACCUACACCACCGAAACCGGUUUGGAACUGGCCUUUAAUACGAACAACGGUUUGUACGGAGCAGAUGGAAUGGGAAUCUUUGAUCUCUUAGAACCUGGAGAUGAUCUCGACCCAGAUAUCAUCAACAUCCUUCCUGCGUCCCCGACGGGCUCCCCGGUGCAUUCACCGAGCUCCCACUUCACUCAUGGAGGUGACAUGGGCAAGGGUCAAGGAACAGACCGAUUGCUCUCGACCGAGUCUCACGACGAAGUCACGAACAUCCUGCAGCAGCCACUGGCCCUCGGCUACUUCGUCUCAACUGCCAAAGCAGGUCCCUUGCCUGACUGGUUUUGGUCGGCCUGUCCCCAAGCACAAAAUCAGUGCCCGCUGUUUCUUAAGGCUUCUUUGCACCUCCAUGUGCCUUCAGUGCAGUCGGACGAGCUCCUUCAUAGCAAACACUCCCACCCUCUUGAUUCGAAUCAGACUUCUGACGUCCUCAGGUUCGUGUUGGAACAGUACAAUGCUCUCUCCUGGCUCACCUGUGAUCCCGCGACCCAGGACCGGCGGUCGUGUCUCCCAGUUCACUUUGUGGUGCUGAAUCAGUUGUAUAACUUUAUGAUGAAUAUGCUGUGAUCUUUAUCUGAACUGAGCAAGAAGAAGAGGAAAAGAACCCCACAGCCACACAUACACACACACAAACACACAACGAUGAUGACGACAACAAAGGGAAACAAAAGUUUUCACUGCAGGACUAAGUUAAUUCUUCUCUGUAGGAGUCAUUUUGUGAUGGGGUGGUGGUCUCGUUCCUCAUCAUUUCCAAAAAAAAAAAAAAAUAUUGGGGGGGUGGUGGUUUUGGUUUUUCCACCGGUGGGGCGCAGUCCCGCCCUCUGCUCAGCCCCCCUCUCUUUCCCCCCCUCUUUUCGUUGAUGCAUUGCCUGCCCCAGACUGAUCAAGGUGGUGAACACGUCUGUUGAAAUGUAUUAUAAUUCCUCUUUUUCAGUAGCCGAGUAGCUCCUUUCCCUCCCCCUGCCCCCACUCCAUGCCCCGUCACAGUAUUUGUGAAGAGUAUAUGAGCCAUAGGCCCCAGCCAUGUUGAACGGAUGUUUUGAAAAGACCUAAGCAUGGAGACGACGAUAGACGAACGAGGGAGAACCGGGGGAGGGAAGAAAAAAAAAACCCAACUUGUCGAAUGCUUUUGGAACACUGCAAUGUUCUUGUAUUGGAUUAUAGUACCUAGUAUUCAAACAAACAAACAAAAAAAAUAUGCCUGCAUCUCUUAUUUAUUGUAAGUUUUUAAAUGUAUAAAUUGUCUUAUAUUUCUUAACCUCUUUUAUAAAAAAAAAUUUUCCUAGAAGGUUUAUACUGCCUUCUUGCUUUAAAGCAAUUGGUCUAAAAUAUAUAUGUAAUCGUCUUAAUUGAACGUUGCAGUAGGUUGCUUUUAGAGUAUUAUUUUUUUGUAAGGGAGGGGUUGGCAGGGAGGGGCCUGGGAACAGUAAAAUUUGUAUUUGGUCUUGAUGUACAGUUUAACGGGGAAUAUAGGAGGUGGGUGGUGGGUGGGAUAUAGAUGUCCAUACCAUUGUGUGUGGGAGAUUUACAGCUAAGCUGUAGUUGCAGAUUAUACGUGUACAGUAAUGAAGUUCACUGUGUUUAUAUAAAAAUUGAAGAAAAAAAACAAAACAAAAGGUACCGGGUCUUACAGCAAUUUUAUAUCACACCUUUGCAGAGUUAACAGAAUGGCAAUAUAUUAAAAAAAGUGAUAUUGUUAGGUGGCUUAACUUGUAGUGAGAAUUUAAAACAAAGAAAAAUAAUAAUAAAUUGUUUUAAUUUUUUUUAUUUUUAUUUUUUUGGGGGGGAUAUUUUUGUGGAGGGCUGAGACAAACUUUCUCAGGCCUCUUCCCCGGGUGGGGUUUUGUGUUCUUUUUAAAAUUGUUUUGUUUUGUUUAUUUUGGUUCCUCCGAGGGUGGAGGAGGUGCCCGCCUGCCUGCCGCAAGGGGCCCUCACCCCGCUCCUCCGAGGCGUGCGUUUUAGUCAAGCGAGAAUCUGUGUCCCCCGAUGAAAUCGCGACACUUUUAAAGAGAAAUACCCUUUUCCCCCCUUCAAUAAAGCUGCGUCACUUUCA